UUGCACACACUCUCACACACACACACACACACACACACUCUCACACACGUACGCACUGACGCACACACUUUGUUUGAAGACAUUCUGUUAUCAUGGCAUUUAAUGGAACAUGGAAAGUGGACCGCAAUGAGAACUAUGACAAGUUCAUGGAGCAAAUGGGCAUUAAUCUGGUGAAGAGGAAACUGGCAGCUCAUGAUAACCUGAAGAUCACAUUGGAACAGAAUGGAGAUAAGUUCCAUGUGCAGGAGCUCAGCACCUUCCGCACACUGGAGCUGGACUUCACACUGGGGGUCACAUUUCAGUACUCACUCGCAGACGGGACUGAGCUCUCUGGCUCCUGGGUGAUGGAAGGUGACGUGUUGAAGGGACGUUUUGUCCGUAAAGACAACGGCAAAACACUGACCACUGUCAGGACCAUUGUGGGUGAUGAACUGGUACAGAGCUACAGCUAUGAAGGUGUGGAGGCCAAGAGGAUCUUCAAGAAGGCAUAACUGCAUCAUGUCAGAACCCACGUUCUCUCAGGAACCUGCACAGCUUUAAUUCCAUCAUCACCUGCGACAGGGCUCUAAGCCUAGGACUCUAAACAUAUAAACUCGAUUCAAUUAUAAAUAUGGGGACGGCGGCAGGACAUCAAGGAUCACCACGAACGCAGGGACUACGUGACCGCGGUGACCAUUUAAAGUGACCACUUGGGUGAUAACAAUUGUAACAAUACCAAGACAAGGUGUAUGUGACCAUGAUUAACAUCAGUUAGACAACAAGGUGUAGCCCAGUUAGACAACAAGGUGUAGCCCAGUUAGACAACAAGGUGUAGCCCAGUUAGACAACAAGGUGUAGCCCAGUUAGACAACAAGGUGUAGCCCAGUUAGACAACAAGGUGUAGCCCAGUUAGACAACAAGGUGUAGCUCAGACAUUUGGGAGACAUUCAGUUCUGACACUCAAUACACAUUCAAAGCUGAACUUUAUUUAAAUGACCAAAAGGGAAAACAGUAUAUAAGGCUUGAGCAGGAUUUGCUCGGGGUUUUAUUGACUCCGAUGAACCCAAAGUACGUCAUGUAUUUUGUCACUGCUUUGCUGGAAUAAACUUCUUGUUCUUCAUUAAGACCUUCAACAUCGUCUUAUUUUUACACUACGCAUUUUUAUUUCUUACACAGGGAGCCAAAGAUUAAGACCUCAGUCUCAUUUAACUGAAGGAAGUUUGCAGAAAUCCACACUUUGUCUUCUCUCAGACAAUCAGACAGACUGUAAAGUGGAGACGUCCAGCACGGGAACAUAACACUAGGCUACAGGAGAUGGAUCUGGAUAUAAAUUAGACACCGGAUUUUGAUGGUAUUAAAUAAUAUUUUUGGGCUAUAAGCGUUGAGAUCAGAGAAGUAAUUUGCUUUUGCGAUUUUAACAGUUUUUUGAUAGUGAUACACUCUUUAACAGUAUGAGACUUGUAAUCUAUCCCUCUUCCACUUUCUUUCUGCUUUCCUCCAUUUCUGUCUAAUCGCCCUAGUUUCAUCAUUAAACCAAGGAUGUAAACAACUUCUAGGUCUUUUCAAUUUAAAAGGUGCAACAAUAUGAAGUAUAUUUGAACACAGCCCGUUAAACUUAUUAACUAACUCAUCAGGAUUAGCACCAGGACAUUUAGGCUCAAUGUGAUGAGUUUUAGGAGAAAUAGAAUAAGCAUCUAAGAAUUUUUUAGAUGUAGAUGAAUUAAACGAAGGGGCAUACCGGACCACCAUACCGGAGGAAUUCUAUAAACAAAUAUACAUAACAGUGGGUUGCGGCGUCCGACUUAAAUAUCUGGAUUUCAGAAAACUAGAAAACAAUUCCGAAGCAAGUAAACGGCAUUUUAAAUGAUUUCUAUAAAUAGUAGCUAAGCCCCGGCCGCGACACACUGACCUUGACCUGCUAAAAAAGUUAUAAUCUUUAGGACAAGCUUCAGACAGUGGGCCAAGUUCACCGGCAUUUAGCCACGUCUCAUAAAAAGAAGGUCCAACUACUGAGAUAAAAUCUGUUCAAUAAAAGCAAAUGUCUUGUUUGAGCUCGAUGUUACGUUUAGCGACACCAUCCUUACUACGGUUUCCUGAUGAGUGAAUCGAUGGUAAGAUGCUGUGGAAUUAUGUGGAAUCUCCGACGACGGGGAAUAAUCCGAUGAACGAAGGUUGCAGGGAUUUUCUUGUCUUUUAUAAACUCGUACUCCAGGAGCAGUGUAGAAGAGGUACUUCCUCACUCGUCCCAACAUACCACCGCGUGUUCCCCGUCUUCUAUAGCGUUUCCUCCUACGAUGACAUUCACAGUCCGGUAAACGUAUUUCAGGUGGCAGCAAAGACAGGAACGGAGGAUCGUGGUUCUUCUUUCCUCCAUAAUUAAAAUCAGAAACAGUUCCUACAGACCAACGUGAACUUGUGUACAUGUGUGUGUAGACUUGUGUACAUGUGUGUAGACUUGUGUACAUGUGUGUAGA
This is a messenger RNA of Tachysurus fulvidraco (yellow catfish), 2453 nucleotides long. It is a transcript of the gene fabp2, whose product is annotated as fatty acid binding protein 2, intestinal. Bases 93 to 491 code for a protein of 132 amino acids. Gene Ontology annotation, molecular function: fatty acid binding. The transcript has 4 exons. The record is from RefSeq and is a predicted model, not a curated record. NCBI's taxonomy places the organism in Eukaryota, Metazoa, Chordata, Actinopteri, Siluriformes, Bagridae. Gene Ontology annotation, biological process: fatty acid transport. Gene Ontology annotation, cellular component: cytosol; nucleus.